This is a messenger RNA of Tetrahymena thermophila SB210, 1167 nucleotides long. RefSeq lists its product as hypothetical. The transcript has 11 exons. NCBI's taxonomy places the organism in Eukaryota, Ciliophora, Oligohymenophorea, Hymenostomatida, Tetrahymenidae. The record is from RefSeq and is a predicted model, not a curated record.
AUGUCUAAUUUUUAUAUCAUUUUAAGCUUAUAAAAAUUUCCUAAUGAUGGAAGUCAAAUUUUAGUAGAUGUUGCAAGUUACUUAACUUAGUAAAAUUUGAAUCUUAAAUUAGAUUCUUUAGAUGUUAAAUUCAUUUAAAUGAAUUGGAAAGAUAGCCACAGCUAAAUAAUUUCUGAUUUUUUAAAGUUUGUAAAUCCAGACAUAAACAGGUUGUCUAUUGAUAUUCAAUAAAAUCUCUUUACUUUAGAAGGAUUAUCAAGCAUUUUAGUGAGAUUGUGCAUGCUAUUUAGUAAUUUAAAAUAACUAGAGAUAAAUUUUUAAAACAAUUAAAUGAAAAAUCAAAUAUCGAAUGAGCAAAUCUGUUUAGGAUUACAAAGUGUUUUUAAUCUUAAAUACUUGACAGAUUUAACUCUUGAUUUAUCUUAAAACCACAUUUUUUAUGAGUUCUUUGAAGGCAUUAGAGCUUAAUAAAAAUUCCAACCAAAUUCAACUUUAAAGCGUCUGAAGCUGAUCAUCAAACACUAAGAAAAAGUACUAGAUAUAUCAAGCUUAUCACACAUCUUUAAAGGAACAUAAAAUUUGACCAAAUUUUAAUUGAUUUUAAUCAACACGUGCUUUUAAAAUACAUAAUAAUUUAUGGAAGCUCUUUCCAUUUCAAAGCUAAUUACUUUUUAGCUUGAUGUAUCUAUUUUAGCCAAUUCUACAUUUGAAACUCUUUAAUAACCAACAAGGAAUUACGAACCUUUUCUUUAAGAGCAAAUUCUUAAACUUUUCUCUUAUUUAGUAUAAUGUAAGCAUUUGAUGGAAAUUGAUUUUACCUUCAAAAAUCACAAGUUUAAUGAUCAAUACAUCUUGCUUUUAUCAAAAAUCUUAAAUCAAUCUAAUCAAUUGCACAAAAUAUCUCUUGAUUUUCAGUAAAAUUUUUUAAAUAGAAGCUAUACUUAUGAAAGUAUCAUGUAAUUGUAAACUUCUUUGUUGAGUAGGGAAAUAUUAUCUCAAGGUCUUAUUUACACUAAUCAAGAAACAAUUUAAAAUAAAAAUAUGUUAUCAAAUUAAUAUUCAUUAGAAAUAUAAUAAAUUUUAGUAAAAUAUAUUGUUUUUUCAAAGCUUACUGAAAAAUACAAUUUAUUUAAUCCAAAAUUUGCUUUUUAGGAUUUUUAUUUUUGA